AUGGCGGCGCUCAGGAGGGAGACAGUUGCAGUGCUUGUAUUAAUAUUUAUCAGUUUAUAUACCGCGUGUAAAUGCAACGAUGAUAAAAAACCGAGCGAUUCAGUUUUAGAGUCUAAAAUAGAACAAAGCGUGCAGAGAUCUGAUACGCAGCAGCAGGUACACGAGAAAUCAGAUGAUGACAGUGAGAGGGAUCAGGGAGAGGAUCAGCAGUGGCAGGAAACUCAGAUGGACGUGAAUGAAGCUGAUAGUGAUCAAACAACUGAUGAUGAAUCGGGGAGGAUCGAUGCUGCAGAAGACAGCACAUCAUACACAGCACCACCUGCUAAAGACCAGUUUCAGGAGGAGCUGGUGAUCCGACCUCUCCAUUCAGGAGAUAUUUAUGCUAGUUUCCAGUUCCGCACACUGUGGGACUCGGAUUUUCUACAAGAAGGAAAGAAAGUUUCCCACUAUCGUCUUUUCCCGAAGUCCCUGGGCCAGGUGCUGUCCAAAUUUUCGGUGCAAGAGCUGCAUAUCUCCUUCACACAGGGCUACUGGAGGACCAUGCACUGGGGGCAGCCGUUCAUUCCUUCUCCUCCCGGAGCCGAGCUCUGGGUCUGGUUCCACAACAGCGUCAAAAAUGUGGAUGAGAACUGGAAGGAGCUCACUAAUGUGCUGUCAGGCAUCUUCUGUGCCUCCCUUAAUUUUAUCGACUCGACCAAUACGGUGGAGCCUAGUGCCUCUUUUAAACCCCUGGGACUGAGAAAUGUUACUGACCAUCGCUUCCUACGCUACGCCACACUCCCGCGUGAAAUCGUCUGUACAGAAAACCUGACCCCUUGGAAGAAGCUUCUGCCUUGUGGCUCCAAGGCAGGUCUAGCAGUGCUGCUAAAGUCUGAGAAGCUUUUCCACAGUAGUUUCCACUCAGAGGGUGUACAUAUCAGACCUGUUUGUAAGGAUUCUAAGUGUACAAGCACUGCAUGGGAACUGAGACAGACCCUCAAUGUGGUGUUUGAUCUCUACACUUCUGGACAGGGCAAAAAAGAGUGGUCUCUCUUCAAGAUGUUCUCUCGUACUGUGACCGAGGCUUGCCCUCUAGCAUCUUCUAGCAAAAUCUAUGUGGAUAUCACAGACAACCCAGAGGAGGAGCUGUUUAGCUUGAGUCCAGCCACCCCAAUCCUCAACACGUCCAUUGUGCUCGGAGAUCGCAGGACUUAUGCAGUGUAUGAUCUGACCAGAACAGAGACCUUUGGUCAGCUGCGGUCUCUCAAUCCUCUAUUGCGCUGGAAAGGGGAUGGUGGGGACAUGCUGCGUCCACUGCUUCACGCAGAGCGCUAUGUGGCAGGAUUUGGACUUCAGACUGGCGAGAUACACACACUGAUCUAUAAUAACCAUCCAUACAGGGCUUUCCCUGUGCUUCUGCUAGAGUCUGUGCCCUGGUAUUUACGACUCUACAUUCACACCCUUACUGUAAUCAGCAAGUCUCAUGAGAACAAACCAAGCUACAUUCACUACCAGCCUUCUAAAGACCGCCUGCGUCCUCAUCUCCUCGAGAUGCUUAUACAGUUGCCCCCUCAUUCAGUCACUGAGGUGAAAGUGGAGUUUGAGAGAGCUCUGCUGAAAUGGACAGAAUACACUCCAGAUCCUAAUCACGGUUUCUAUGUCGGAUCCUCUGUGAUUAGUGCUCUUGUGCCAAGUGUCGUUGCCAUGGACACCACCACCACUCUGGAGCAACCUCUCUUCAGCUCCUUCUUCCACACUAAGGAGGAGUCGAGUUACUUUGUGCGCUUGUACACCGAGCCAUUGCUGGUCAAUUUGCCCACGCCGGAUUUCAGUAUGCCCUACAACGUGAUCUGCCUGACCUGCACGGUGGUGGCCGUGGCCUACGGCUCUUUCUACAACCUGCUGACCCGCACGUUUCAAGUGCAGGAGCCAAGCCCACCGCUCGCUAAACGCCUGGCCAACGUCAUCCGCCGCAUACGCGGGGUGCCGCCUCUCUGAAGGACGCAAAUCUAACUUUUUGAAGGUUUGUCUACUUGAAAAGGAGGUACAAAUGAACAAAGAGCUGAGGUCUCAGGGGUGUUUAAGGGGACAGUGUUUUGGGGUUGCCUGAUAAUUUUAACUCGGCUGCGAAGAAAGGAACUUGGAAGAAUAACCAUGAACCUUUUGUUAGUUUUGGGGGGGGGUUUGUUAACACUGGCUUGGAUUUGGCGCAUGAGGAAUUUAUUUAAAUCUGAUAUUACGGGGGAAAGACACUUGAAGUGGAGAGAAAUAUGAAACCCAUUUGAUUGAUAUCAUAUGGGCCACAGCAUUACUAACUCUCCUGCUUAGCAAGUCCAGUGAAAUCUACCAUUAUGCUGCACUGAUGUUAUAUUUAACAAGAAUUGAUUUGAGUACUAGGCUGCUUUCUUAAAACAAGGCUUUAAAUUGUGAACUAUUUGGAAAAGUAUUAAGCAGACAAGCAAAAGCAAAAGAUCAGUAAUUUCCCUGCACUUAUUUAUACAGUUUUUUUUAUGUUGUAAAUAAGAACUUGGCUGUAUUUAUUGUUUCCACACAAUAAAUUUAUGCAACCAGUCACA
This is a messenger RNA of Trichomycterus rosablanca, 2555 nucleotides long. It is a transcript of the gene pigt, whose product is annotated as phosphatidylinositol glycan anchor biosynthesis, class T. Bases 1 to 1977 code for a protein of 658 amino acids. The record is from RefSeq and is a predicted model, not a curated record. Lineage: Eukaryota; Metazoa; Chordata; Actinopteri; Siluriformes; Trichomycteridae. Gene Ontology annotation, cellular component: GPI-anchor transamidase complex. Gene Ontology annotation, biological process: attachment of GPI anchor to protein. The transcript is spliced from 12 exons.